Molecule: messenger RNA, 1759 nt
Organism: Cutaneotrichosporon oleaginosum
Lineage: Eukaryota; Fungi; Basidiomycota; Tremellomycetes; Trichosporonales; Trichosporonaceae
Biological process (GO): transmembrane transport
Cellular component (GO): membrane
Molecular function (GO): transmembrane transporter activity
Source: RefSeq, a predicted model, not a curated record
CCCCACCUAUACUGACCUGCUGACCCGUUGCCCACCAUGUAGCGUACUGGUGAGAGUCAGUCUUAAAGCACGAUUCAUUCACGUCCGGCCGACGCCCACGUCGCCCACCUCAUCACACAGAUUAUGCCCGUACCCCGACACGACUCGCUCGCCGCCCGCAUCGAGCGCAGGGACAGCCGCGCGUCCGAAAAGCUCGGGUCCAUCUCGGUCACCGUCGCAGACGGCGAACUCGCCAAGCUCGACGAGUACGAAGAGGUCAUUGCCGCCGAGACAGAGUUCACCGAAGCAGAGUACAAGCGCCUCCGGCGCAAGUUUGACUUCGUCCUCAUCCCCCUCCUCAUGAUCGCAUACGGCCUCCAGUACAGCGACAAGACGUCGCUGUCCUCCGGCGUCAUUUUUGGGCUGAAGGAGGACACGCGCCUCACGACGCAGCAGUACAACAACCUCAACUCGUUCUUCUACAUGUCUUAUGGCGUGGCUCAAAUCCCCAUGGGCUUCCUCAUGCAGCGCUUCCCCCUCGGCCGCGCCCUCAGUGUGUCGAUCAUCAUUUGGGGCGCAAUGGUCAUGCUUCUCGGCGCGUGCAAUCACUACUGGGACCUGAGCGUUGUACGCGUGCUUCUCGGCUGGUUCGAGAGCGUCGUCACGCCGGGAUUCGCCGUGCUUACCUCGUCGUGGUAUCUGCGCCGCGAGCAGACGUUGCGCCAGGCGUGCUACUAUGCGAUGAACGCAUUCUUCUCCAUCGUUUUUGGCAUCGCGAUCUACGGUAUUGCGGACAGUGCACAGAGGAAUGGGGGUAUGGCCGCGUGGAGGAUCAUCAAUCUCUUCCUUGGCGGACUGACCGUGGCCAUCGGCAUCAUCUUUCUCUUCGUAGUUGGCACGCCCGACGAAGUCUGGUGGCUUUCCAAGCGCGAGAAGCUCAUGGCCAAAGCCCGCAUCGUUGAGAACGCCACGGGCGGUGGCGAGCAGCACGCGUGGAAGUGGGCGCAAGUCAAGGAAUGUCUCCGCGACCCGCAGUACUGGUUUGCGUCCAUCUAUAACCUCCUGUCGUGCAUCCCCAACGGCGGCCUCGGCGCCUUCAAUAACCUCAUCUACAAGAGCAUGGGGUUCACGAACCUCGAGGUCAUCCUGUACGGGAUGCCAAACAGCGCGGUCGCAUGCACGCUGAUCAUCACGGCUGCGACGACCGUCUACUAUGUCCCCCGGGCGCGCUUCCCUAUCGCCAUUGUCUGCCAGAUCGUCCCGUGUGCCGUGUUUCUUUACGUCGGCCUUGAGGAUCCCGCGAAGAAGUGGAACCGCUGGGCGGCAUUCACAUUCUACGGCGUAUUCGCGAUCAGCACGUUCAUGGUCUGGCCGCUUAUGAGUGUGAACAUCGCCGGGCGGACCAAGAAGACGUUCAUGAGCGCUAGCGCGCUGAUAUGGUACUGCAUCGGCAACGUCGUCGGCACGCAGAUCUUCGUGCCCUCAGAUGCGCCCAAGUACCUCAAGGGCCUGAUCUCUUGCGGCGCCGUCAUGUGCCUCAACGCGCUCAACCUCGGUUGCUGGUGGUGGUACUACGCUCGCACCAAUGCACGCCGCGACGCCGAGGCCCUCGCGUCGGGAAUCAGCGCUGAGACGCAAGCGCUUGAGAGCCGCCUCGCCGGCGAGCUCGACCUCACAGACCGCGAGAACAAGCAUUUCCGGUACGCGUGUUAAGCGGCGUGGUUGUGUAUGUUGUACGGUGUAGACGAUAAGGACGGAAUGUGACUAUGCUUAUUGAGGG